AGUCAUGCCUAAGAAGGGUGCUAUGACAGGGAAUUCAGCAACGGUAGAUCCUGUCAAAAUCAAUCAAAUCGUCAGAUGUAUCGAAUGCAGCUAUGUGAACGUAGAUUUCAAACUAAUCAAGGAACUCCUGGGCAUCGCCGACUUGACAGUCAAUAUACCCGGAUACAUACAUAUUCUAGAACAACCAUCGGAGACGUUACAUGUCCUUCGAGUCAUCGCCACAAUUACGGGAAUUGAUCUCAAUCUGUCAAAUAACGGCUGUAGCAAAACGGGUUGGUUUGGACGUGUGCCGUGUACCGAGGAUCAGUACAGACACAGAAGAGUGUCUCUCAAUGAAGUCUACAAGAAGCUCGCACCAACAAGACCCAGGAAUGAACAAGAAUUCUUUCGAAACUUUCUGACCAUGUUAUUUGUGCAGAAAGACAUUGCUGAACAUAAAGAACAUCUCUGUGAUUUUUUGACUGAUUUCGUGGAACUUACCUUACGAGCGAACAACCUAGCAAUUCCGGAAGAUUUCAGAGAAAAGAAAGCACAGGAAAUCAAAACAUUCAUAUUAGAGUUCCACAAGAUUGCAGAAGAUGAGGACAAGAGAAAAGUGAAGCAAGAUGAAACUCAUUUGGUGGAGAAAGUGAACCCUACUUGUUACGAUUAGUUCAAUUUUUGGUGGACA
Molecule: messenger RNA, 670 nt
Organism: Cylicocyclus nassatus
Lineage: Eukaryota; Metazoa; Nematoda; Chromadorea; Rhabditida; Strongylidae
Source: the annotation of a GenBank genome assembly